AUGGACUACGAUAGCUACAUCCAGCAGCUGACGACGGACUUCGUUCCACAAGAGCGUGCCGAACAGCUUAUCGCACAGGCCGUCUGCACUUACAUGAACGAACUUGCCGACAAUGCCAGCAAUAUGUACCAACAGAGAGUAAAGCAGCGAUGCCAGGACCAGGCUCAGGCCUACGUCUCCAUUAACCAGACAGGAGAGGGGUUGCCCCUCGAGUUGUUCACUAAGAACAUCAAGGCCAAUAAACUUGAUGCACCUAAGUGGAACGCGACUAUCCAGGAUUACCUCGUCACACGAACUCCUGCGGGUAUUCCUAAGCCGAACCCAAAUCAUGAGCAGGAAAUUUUGAACUGUCUGAGUCUUGUCGACCAAGAGAUGGAUGCCGCUUUUCCUCCAGCCCAUCUUCAUGGCGAUAAGAUACCCGACAACCAGCUCUUCGCUGUGGUCAUACCAAUCGGUUACUACAUUGGGAUGAUGGCCGCUACAGCAGUUCUCACGGGUGCAGGUUUAUUAAUCGGCCUUAAGUUACGGCAAGACGAAGAAGUUGGCGUAAUGCCUCGAAUUCCCUUCAGUGGUGACACUUGGGGACGGCCAGGAGGCGGCACAAUUGUAACUAACCCUGGGCCAGGUACAGGUAAUCCCGGACAAGGCCCGUCUCCUCCACCUCCUUUGGUUGCCCCAGACCCGCUUCUGGAGCAGCUUAGGAAGAGACGGAGGCGUGAUAAGAAAAGGGGACGACAGGGAGACAAAGGCAAGCGCCGUAAAGAUCACAAGGACUACUACUUCGGCUAUGUUGAUCGAGUCGAGCCGGCUGGAACAGGUUAUGAGAUCCGCGUGGAGGCAAUCGCCGACAACUCACUGUCAGAUGAAGUCUUUAUACGUGAGCUGGAGAAGCUUGCCGUCGCAGCUGGGAACCCAGGGUUUGGCCGCUACCGUCUUGCACUUAUCUCCAUCUAUGUCCACAAGGUUCCACCAGCUGUCGAGGUUGGGAAGUGGAUCAAUUUCAAGGUUGAAACAAAGAACAAGACGCCUGCUUUGGCAGACAGCCCUGAUGUUUCCGGGCCUUUUACGGAUGGAGUCAGUCGUCUGGAGACCCUGGAACCUAGAUUCAGCUUCUUGAAUCUGAGGAUUGAGUGCUAUUUUGCUAAUAAUGAAGGCUUUGUUGUCCAGACAGACGUCGCGUCAAUCACAAAGGAUAUAACAGCCAGCACCAUGGCCACCUUGCAGGCUGCCUUCAAUUCGUUCAACUUUGUUACGAAGGCCAUCACAGAUUUGUUCGACCUGUUCAUGAAUUCAGAUCCAGAGGAGGAGGAGAAAGACGAAGAACUAUCCAACGACGGGACCCAACCAGUACAACCAGGCUCAAUUCGGGAUCUCUUUGCAGAUAGCUUUCUAUCCAUACGGCUGAAGAAGGCCCGCCCACCCCCUCGCAAACCCAAAGUAGUUAAGCAGAAAGGUGCAGACAUGGACCAAAUCAAGAAGACGCUUUUUCAUUCAAAAGCACAAGCAACAAAAUAUAAUGUCUACGAUGUAGGACAAGGCCACAGUGGAAGAGUGUUUAGCGACAACGCCGAGAUGUUCGCCAGUGACUUUGGAUAUGGAAGGGUCGGUGACCGCCAAGACGCUGUGUGCUCGCACAUGAUAAAAGGCCAAGUAAAUCUACCAAUCCUGCUUUCUCACUGGGAUGCAGACCACUUUCGCAUCGCAAAGAGUUCUGUUGCGAAAAGGUAUUCGGGCUCUCUUCACGAUGUCACUUAUCGCAACUGGGUCGCCCCCGGCGGUAGCCAUAUGCAAGGCACCGUCACACACGAGCUGGCCUGGACCAUUGAGCAACACAAGAAGCUUUUGCAAUGGCCAGACACUGAGCGCCUUCAGGUCGGCAAUGUCACUAUCGUCAGUUGCAAACGCAAUGCCCGCUAUCAGCUGCCAGACAAGAAUAAUUAUGGUGCUCUUGCCCUGAUUUUAGGCCACGGGGACGAGUUUCUCGUAUAUCCUGGCGACGCAAACUACGAGUCAAUCCCAGGCAUAUCCUCCUUGAAUCACAAAGUCAGUGCCAUUAUUGCAACACAUCACGGCAGUACAGUCGCGCUCCAGGAGAAAGGAGGUUCGGUUGGUGCGAGCAUCCCCCAAGCAGCCCCCAACCACUCUUAUGCAAUCUUUUCCUCUGCGAAAGGCAAUACGUACGGCCACGACAUCAAGACUGCAUCCCAGUAUUACCUCAAAGCGGGUUAUCAGUUAUGCGACGCCACAGCGACCUUCAUGUUAGGCGAGGAUACCUUUGAAAUUACAAACUUCGGUCAGAGUUUGUUGGCAGAUAAUUCAUUGUGGACUAGGCCGGAACAUCUACCAACCGCGGCAACAGGUCGAGAGGUUCUGCCAGGCAUACACGCGACAAGGAUGCCUCAGCCUGCGUCAGAUACGGCGAAUACAGCCCAGAAGGAGCCUCCGAUGCCUCGUAGUGACGAAAUCGUUCCACAAUUUCCAGUCCUAUUAACUCUCAGAGGCUCAGGAAAGGGCACGCCAAAGCCAGACCAGGACGAUCUCCUCCCAUAUGCCAUCCGAGACGAGGAUGGCGAUAUCGUCGUCUACGAUAUCAAGGCAUCCAAGAUCAUUCUGGAAAAUCUCCCGCUUUUCAUCCCCUGUACUACCGAUUAUCCCGUCGUAGUUCAGCUCAGCUGUCACGACAUUGAGUUUCGUGACGUCGGGCCAAACGCCCGAGUUGUGCCGCUGGUGCGCUUCAAUGUCGCUAACGGUUUUGAAUGGGCUCGAGGAGCCGAUGCGGGCCAGGACGGACUGUCGGGUAAUCCAGGAUUUGCGGGGGGUCGUGUACGUCUCGCCGUCGCUGGUGAAUGGAAAACUUCUUCCUCUGCCAUGUCCGGUUUCAGCAUACAGUACUGCGGCGGUUGGGGCAGUAGCGGACAGGCAGGUGGAAGUGGACUACUGGGGACAAAUGGAGUAAACGAUGGCACUAUGUUUGUCGACCCCUCAGGCAAAAUAACUUAUACCAAGGGCGAGCCGCAAGCGGGCGGUAAUGGCGGCAAUGGUGGUAGGGGGGGCGAUGCUGGGGGACCUGGAACCAUUGCAAGCUCCGAGGUCUUGGCUAUCAAUAGUCAAUGGCCAGUUGGUUGGAAGGUGGCCAUUGAUACUGGUACUCCAGGGACUGGUAGCGAGUUCGGCAAAACUGGAAACGCUGGGAAAGGCGGACUUGGUGGUCCUGGCGGUACAGGUAGCAAGUACACCUUGGCAUAUCCCAAUAAGUAUGGAAGGUUGACAAGCGCAAAUCUCGAACAGCUUUCGGAGCCUGAUGGCUCUAGUGGGCGAAAUGGCGAUGAUGGCAAGAAAUUUGACGGAUCCGCGGCUCAGUUCAGGAGCGCAAUGGUGAGAUUGAGGAUGAUUGCAACGGAAGACGAGAUCCUUGAUCAGAUGGCGGCUGUGGACUGGAGAUUCUAUUCCAAUUAG
Fusarium odoratissimum NRRL 54006 is the source of this 3456-nucleotide messenger RNA. RefSeq lists its product as uncharacterized. The record is from RefSeq and is a predicted model, not a curated record. Lineage: Eukaryota; Fungi; Ascomycota; Sordariomycetes; Hypocreales; Nectriaceae. The transcript has 3 exons. The coding region runs from base 1 to 3456 and encodes 1151 amino acids.